Triticum turgidum subsp. durum (durum wheat) is the source of this 1758-nucleotide messenger RNA. The record is from the annotation of a GenBank genome assembly. NCBI's taxonomy places the organism in Eukaryota, Viridiplantae, Streptophyta, Magnoliopsida, Poales, Poaceae.
AUGGAUUCCGCGAGAAGUUGGUUCCAGAAGUUCCAGCCGCGGGACAAGUCCAAGAGCCCGGCGGUGCCUGCCAGCCAUGGGAAGGAUCCCGGGAAGCCCCCCGUCGACGACGCGCCUUCUAGCGCGACCAAGCAGAAGGUCGCUGCGGCAAAACAGUACAUUGAGAACCACUACAAGACUCAGAUGAAGUCCUUGCAAGAUAGGAAAGAGAGGCGCUGGAUGCUGGAGAGGAAAUUACAGGAUGCUGAAGUUCCUGCAGAAGAGCAGAACAACAUUCUAAAACAUUUGGAGAAAAAGGAGACUGAAUAUAUGCGUUUGCAAAGACACAAGAUGGGGGUUGAAGAUUUUGAACUUUUGACAAUUAUUGGAAGAGGUGCAUUUGGAGAGGUGCGUCUUUGUAGAGAGAAGACCUCUAAAAGUGUAUAUGCAAUGAAAAAGCUUAAGAAAUCUGAAAUGCUUCGUAGGGGCCAGGUGGAACACGUCAAAGCCGAAAGAAACCUCCUUGCAGAAGUCGAUAGUGCGUACAUAGUAAAGCUUUACUAUUCUUUUCAAGAUGAUGAGUUCUUGUAUCUCAUCAUGGAGUACCUUCCUGGUGGUGACAUGAUGACUUUGCUCAUGCGCAAGGACACUCUGACAGAAGAUGAAGCCAAAUUUUACAUCGCAGAAACUGUACUAGCAAUAGAGUCCAUUCACAAGCACAAUUACAUUCACAGGGAUAUCAAGCCAGAUAAUUUAUUGUUAGAUCUCAGUGGUCACUUGAAGCUUUCUGACUUUGGAUUGUGCAAACCUUUGGAUAGCAGUAAUUUUCCAAAUUUGAAUGAACCGGAUUAUACACCUGGAAAAGGUGCUAAACCUUUACCCGAUAACACCAGUCGAUUAACUAACUCUUCUGCACCGAAGCGUACGCAGCAGGAGCAGCUGUCACAUUGGCAAAAGAACCGUCGGAUGUUGUUUGUAGAAAUGUGGUCCCCAAUUUUCUGGCUCCAUGAAUGUUGGCAGGAUUUGACUGAAUUUGGCAAGGCGUAUUCUACAGUUGGUACUCCUGAUUACAUUGCUCCAGAGGUUCUAUUGAAGAAAGGAUAUGGAAUGGAGUGUGACUGGUGGUCCCUUGGUGCUAUCAUGUAUGAAAUGCUAGUUGGUUAUCCCCCAUUUUAUUCGGAGGAUCCAAUGUCGACCUGCAGAAAGGUAUGUCUCUCACACAGCUCAUAUCUACUCCCUCCGUUCCAAAUUACUCGUCGCAGAAAUGGAUUGUUCUGUAGUAGGAAUUUGUAUCCAACAAUUCACCUAACUUGUUCAUUGGCACACAGAAUACUUAUUGUGAACUGGAGAAGUCACCUGAAAUUUCCUGAAGAGGCAAAGCUUUCUUCUGAAACUAAGGAUCUCAUUAGCAAACUUCUCUGUAAUGUUGAGCAGAGACUUGGAACAAAAGGAGCCCAUGAAAUAAAAGCACAUACAUGGUUUAGAGGUGUCCAAUGGGAAAAGUUGUAUCAGAUGAAAGCUGCUUUCAUACCAGAAGUUAAUGGCGAGUUGGAUACUCAGAACUUUGAGAAAUUUGAGGAGACUGGAGCACAAGUUCAGAGUUCAUCUAAGGCGGGUCCAUGGAGAAAGAUGCUUCCAUCCAAGGAUGCAAAUUUUGUUGGAUACACGUACAAGAACUUUGAAAUUGUGAAUGACGAUGAAGUUGCCGGGAUUGCCGAGCUGAAGAAAAAGAGUUCCAAAUCAAAACGGCCAACCAUCAAGACAUUGUUUGGUAACUAG